Molecule: messenger RNA, 3127 nt
Organism: Hydractinia symbiolongicarpus
Lineage: Eukaryota; Metazoa; Cnidaria; Hydrozoa; Anthoathecata; Hydractiniidae
Product: coiled-coil and C2 domain-containing protein 1-like
Exons: 27
Coding region: 93-2927 (944 amino acids)
Biological process (GO): regulation of transcription by RNA polymerase II
Cellular component (GO): nucleus
Molecular function (GO): RNA polymerase II cis-regulatory region sequence-specific DNA binding; DNA-binding transcription repressor activity, RNA polymerase II-specific
Source: RefSeq, a predicted model, not a curated record
AAAAUAAAUACAGACUGUUUGUUCUAUUAAAUGCUAUAUUUUUUAUCUUUGUUUUUCAUUUGUUAUUCUCAUUUUAUUAAAAAGAUAAUAAAAUGUUUGGAAAGAAAGCUGCUGAACCUCGCCCAGCGAACAGGGCUGGAAACAAUGAUCUUGCGAAUAUGUUAGGGUUGGGAGUACCCAUGCAAGGUGGUGCUGAUGAUGAUGAUGACGAAGAUUCUUUACUGGCAGAAUUAGCAGCAUUACAGGGAAGAUCAGCUCCUGCAAAAAAAAAAGCACAUCCAAAACGAGCCCUUGUAAGUAUGGAUGAAAUAGAUCGAAUGGCUGCUGAAGGGAUGAAAGAUAUCGAUCAUGAUGAAGAUGAUGAUGAUGUUGAUGAAAGUGACUUACUAGCUGAACUUGAAGAUUUGGCUUCCGAUAAUGACGAAAAUGACGCUGCUAUGGAAACCGAACCAUCAACGAACCAAAAUGUGACGCCAUCAUUGGCAAAUGUUUUAAAUGAAAGAAAAGACAUGUAUGUGCAAGCCCUUGCAACUGCGAAAGCAGAAGGCGCGUCUUCAAAAGUAAGGCGAUUGGACAGAGGAUUAAAGGAAAUUGAUGGUUUGUUAAAAAAAGUGCAAAAGGGCGGUAAAGUUAGUGAAGAUGACAUUCCUCCACCAGUUGCUGUCAAAGUUAGCAAACCAAUAGAUCCUAAAACACAAUUCCUACCACCACCACCUUCAGUUAGUCCUGCAAAACAUAUAGCUCCAGUUCAACCAAUAACAGCUCCAGUUCAACCAAUAACAGCUUCACCAGAAAGACCCCCAAGACCGACAAUGUCACCAAAGCCUCAGCAAGCUGCACCAGAAACGGAAGUUCCUUCUGAAACUGGGACUAACGCCCAAUUAAAUACGUUGCUUGAACGCCAAAAACAAUUUAAAAUAGCAGCAUUAAAAAUGAAGCAACAUGGAAAUGUAGAGGCUGCAAGAAAAUAUUUGUCAACCUCAAAACAAUUUGAUACAGUUAUAGAAGCGCUAAAAGCUGGAAAGGAAAUAGAUUUAUCAAAUAUGCCUGAACCACCAGAUCUUCAAGAUAAACAACCUGCUUCCUCGCAUGCUCCAACUGCAAAACCUGAGGCCUCCAAAAUAGCAGACCCUCCUGCAGCUAGCAGUGCGCCCUUAUCAGGUCCUCCACCUGCGGCAACUACCAUUUUGGAAGCAUUAGAGCAACGACUACAGAAGUAUGAAGAAAGUGCACUCAAAGCAAAAGAAGAAGGAAAUGGUGGAAAGGCUAGGCGAAUGGGACGCAUCACGAAACAAUAUCAGGAUGCAAUUCGCAGUUACAAAGCCAAGAAACCAGUAGAUUUUAAUGAGCUGCCUUGUCCACCAGGUUUUGGACCAAUUCCCGGCAUUGCAUCAGAAGUAGCAGAUCCACUUCAACAGCAGUCUGGUGGUGUUCCAGCUCCUACCGUUAUCCCUCCUACACAUUCUCCAUCACCUGCUCCACCCUCAGCUACUCCCUCCACCACCAAGUCACCACCCAAGCCGGCGUCGAGAAAUGAAAAAGAGUACGAGUUUCUAGUGAGUCGACAAAAGGAGUUUAAAAUGGCGGCGAUACAAGCAAAAAAAGGUGGUGAUAUGGAUGCUGCCCGUGAAUAUCUACGACAAGCUAAGGGACUUGACGAUAUGAUUUUAGGUGCACAAAAUGGUAUGCGUGUUGAAGUAACAACUGUACCAACACUGAAAAAGGUAUCAGCCUCAAUAAAGGACUCAUCAAGUGGCGGAACAUCAUUAAAAGAAUCUGCAGAAUUUAGUGGCUCAGUCUCGGAUCAAUAUAAACAAAUCGAAACAGCUUUAAGACAACAAAUUGAGGCUUCUGAGAAGAAUGCGAAACACUAUCAGUUGCUAGGCAACCUUGAUGCGUCGAAAAAUUUUAAUUCUCUGCUAGCAAGCUCGAAAAAAGAUUUAAACACACUUUUACACUACAAACAGCAAAAAAGUCCAGUACCAAAAUGUAAUUAUAUAACCAAGUCCUUUCCAGUUGUUAGGUCGAAUCCACAACUGAGCGACUCUGAACUCGAAUUGACAGUCAUUCGUUGCGUCAAUGUUCCUUUACCGUCAGGAUUUCAACCAAAAGAUAUGCAUAUUUAUAUAACCUACGAAUUAGCAUAUCCACAAGAAAAGCCACAAAGUGGAUACACUACAACGAAAAAGGAGACAAUCAAUCCAGAGUAUAACGAGAGUUUCAAAUUAGCCAUAGAUCGAAAAAAUCGAAAUUUUGUAAGAUUUUGUAAAAGACAAGCUUUGAACUUGAAAGUUUAUUACGUGAGAGGUUUUUUGAAGAGUGAUAAAGCGAUUGGACAAGCGUCUAUUAAACUCGAACACUUUAACAACCGAUGCGAAAUACACGAAUCUGUUGAUUUAGUGGAUAUGGAGAAAGGUCGCAAGUCAGUCGGAGGAAAGAUUGAAGUCAUGUUAAAAAUUCGUGAGCCGUUAGUGGACAAAGAUGCAGAGAUCGUAAAAGAAAAAUGGCUGGUUCUCGACACACAUCUUCGAGGAUUAGAAAUGAAAACCACACACCAAGCUCAACCACAAGCUUCCAGUACAAGUGAAACCUAUGAAUGUUUAGAAGUUUUAAAACAUGAAAAAGACAUGUAUGAAAGACAGAUCGGUGCGUACAAGAGUCAAGGGAAGCAGCCACCUCCCACGCUGAUGCAAAAGUUGCAAACGAAUCAACAAAAAAUGAAUACUAUACAGAAUAAAAUGAAGCAAGGAGGGAAACAAGGGGUCACGGCAUAUUUACGCAAUUUAACGACUGGGUUGGAAAUCGAGAAGGUGAAAGCUCAAAACGCUUUAAGAAAUAAUGACAAGGAAACUGCGAAAAGCUGCUUAUCCAGGAAGAAGUUAAUUGAAAAAGAAAUUGGAGUACUAAGGCAGAGGCUUGGGAUCUAAUUCUUUGUCUUGCAUAACAGUUGGUGUUUUAUCUUGCGAAAUUAUUGUACUGUUUGAAUAGUCUGUCGUUUAUAAACCAAUGUCAUCGUCGAAAUUACCGAUGGAAAAUUAUUUAUUAGUUGAACAUUUGUUGUCGUCAGGUGGUGUUAUGUGGUGUUAUGCAGCGUCAUUUUUGUGUUUCGUCGUACGUCAUUUUUAAA